This is a messenger RNA of Hymenoscyphus albidus, 5139 nucleotides long. Lineage: Eukaryota; Fungi; Ascomycota; Leotiomycetes; Helotiales; Helotiaceae. The record is from the annotation of a GenBank genome assembly.
AUUGCGACGACGCGCUCUCCUACACCACACCCACCUCCUUCUCUUCUUCAAGUUUUCAAGUUUUCAAGUUUUCAAGUUUUCAGUUGCGAUACCUAUCCUCCUCAAUCCAUCUAAACCAACUGCUGCUGGGGCGCGCAGUUGCUAGGCAACAUGCCUGACACCCCCCCAGAUCCUCCGGUGCGCGCGACAGCGGCGCAAAUGGCUCAACGAUCUAUCAGAUCGUCCAAAAAGCCUCAACGACACGGUUCGCGCCCUCCAUUCCAGAUGCCAAUGUCCGACGAAGCAAAAUUUGCACCGAUGCCAGCGGACCCAUAUGGUCCUGCAUUCGACGGGGCCAAUCCUUUCGAGCAACCUCAGGGUCCUCUCUUUGGGGCGAUUGAAGCUUCAGGAUCAUUCGACUUCACGGCAGCAGGAGCCCCUCAAUGGCAAUCUCCAGCACCACCAGAAAAUUCACCCUUCGAUCGUUCCACCUUCGGAGGAUUUGGCCAAGGUGCAUUUGCAUCUACUCCUGCCCAAGCUCCAGCGGCGCCAACGUCGAACGUGUUUGGCUCUCAACCCUCGAACAACAUCUUCACAUUCGGAUCUCAAGCCAACACCUCUGCCCCCACCUCUGGUUUUGGAGGCUCUUUAAACAAUAUUCAAGCUCCGGCUAUACCUGCUCCUGCCCAGACUACAGCAGCGCCAACGUCGAACGUGUUUGGCUCUCAACCCUCGAAUAACAUCUUCACAUUCGGCUCCCAAGCCAACACCUCUGCCCCAACCCCUGGUUUUGGAGGCUCUUCAAACAAUAUAUUCGGUCAAGCCGCAUCUACACCUGCUCCUGCCCAGGCAGCGCCAUCAUCAACUUCAAGUUUCUUCCCCCCUUCGAACGCACAAGACGGUGUCACGAGUACUCCAGCCACUUUUAGCUUUGGUCAACCUACGCAAACCGGUGCCUCGAGCACAUCUACACCUGCUCCUGCCCAGGCAGCGCCACCAUCAACUUCAAGUUUCUUUCCCACUUCGAACGCACAAGACGGUGUCGCGAGUACUCCAGUCACUUUUAGCUUUGGUCGACCUGCACAAACCGGUGCCUCGAGCACUCCAUUCACUUUCGGUGGCCAGGGCGGGAAUCAAACAUCAGCAACCCCAGGUGCCAACCAGGUUGCCAGUCCUUCAGGUAACGACUCAGCUAUGAGUAUUGUUACCAGCCCUCCAGCUAACACUGCACCCACCACCGGUAUUACGUUCAGUUUGUCCUCCGCUACUACGCAAACUGCAAACACACUUGGCAGCAUAUCCAGCAAUAUGUUCGGUAACCAGGCUUCUGCAAACCCUUCAGUUGCGGGAGUCGGUGCAUCUACUUCCCAACCCUCCGCAUCAAAUGGCCCGAACCUUUUUGCGAACAAUAAUCAAGCGCCGGUAGCAGCAUCAGGCAGUCUCUCCAAUGGGGAUACCAAGCCUGAUGAGCCUUCGACGGCGGCACCUGUAUCCAACAGCCUCUUUGGUCGAAUCACCAAGCCUGAUGAGACGGCGGCACCUGCAUCCAAUAGCCUCUUUGGUCGAAUCACCAAGCCUGAUGAGCCUUCAGCGGCACCUGCAUCCAAUAGCCUGUUUGAUCGAAUCACCAAGCCUGCUGAGCCUUCACCGGCAGCGCCUGCAUUGAACAGCAUCUCUGAGCAGGUCACCAAGCCCGCUGAACCUUUGGCACCAGCGAACGCAUUCCCUAACCUUUUCGCAAAUGCCAACAAAUCGUCAACUACUUCUGCUGAGAACCAAGAUGGCCAGACGGCUGAAUCUUCAGCGCCUGCCACGUCCUGGGUAAAUCCAUUUGCAAACAAAUCGUCUACUUCUUCGACAGUACAAAACGCGCUAGCUUCGGGUAGCGAUGGUGAGGCUUCGAGAACUGUGCCACCGACAAGCAACCUCUUUGGUAAUUCAAGUCUCAAGGCACCAUCUUCAAGCAAUCUGUUUGCCAACUCUUUCAAGCCACCAUCCUCGGUUUCCUUCAGCGGGUCGCCACUCAAGGCAACAUCGUCGAACAACUCGUUUGCCAAUACAAGCCCAUCUAAGAAUGAGCCUUUGAGCAAGAUUGAUCAGCCUCUUAUGCAGGAGACACUUGCAAGCUCACCCAACGGUACUGCGAAACCUGCGAAUUUGUUUGCAUUGGCAAAUAAUCGACCAUCAGGCAAUUUAACUAAUGGUCAAGGUGUAUCUGUAAGUUUCCCCCAACACUGUCCACUACCUUCUUGAUUGGAUCGAUCAAACUUUCAUGCCUCCUUAUCAUUUAUCUCCUGCUAACCAUUUCUCUCAUAGUCCACGACCCAAUCAGCCAUCAAAUCUAAUCCGAACGUCGUUUCUCUUUUGGGCAAGGUUGAUAGAGAGCUUGAGAAUUCACAGACUAGAGAAAAGGACCCAGAUGGACCAGAAGAGCAGGUAAUUCGGAACUCAUGUCUCAAGCUGAUCGCUCCAAACACCUACUUCGACGACAACGGCGACCCAAACAACUACCCCAGGAUGUUUCCAGGAUUUUAUUAUGCCCACAAAUACCCCAUCGAAAAGAUGGAAAAAUGGGUCCCGUCUGAUUUCACAUCGGAAAUGGAACUGGAAUUUUAUUCAGGGUACCGAAUGAGAAUGUUAAGGGAAGCUUUUGACCGUUACCAGAAAAUGGUGUCUCUUGAUCUCGCUUGUAACAUGUACCCCGCCAUAAUGUACUUCAACUCACUCCGAGGUAUAAUUCUCUCACGCACCCAAGCAGACAUUGUUGAAGCCGCUACCAAGAUCAAGCGCAAAGCUCGGAAGGGUCCUAUUCAAGAGAAUCAAAAUGUCGGCAAGAGAAUCAAGACAGUGCAGCCUUCUGCUCCUCUUAAUCUAUUCGGUAAAGGGUCACUGGAUCGAUCGCCAACGAAACCUGCCAAUGCCUGGGCUACCGAAAACCGCCCUCAACCUGCUGUCAAUGGAAGCUCUUCUCAGGCCCCUUCGUUCGUUCCCCCACAGCCUGCAGCACGACCUGUCUCCCCAGCCAAGAAUAAGCGAAAGGGCGAGGAGCUUACAAAGGACGAUUAUGAAAGUGGCCAAGGUUCGAGACCAUUGAAGCAAGCCAGAAUGAAGGAUUUCUAUGGAGAAGCAAAUGCGGGUUCAAACACCUUACAGCUGUUCCAACAAGCUCUGGAUAGCCCAGCUAAAACAAGCCCACGAAAAGUCCUUCCUGAAAAGGGCAUACCAUCGUCUCAAUUAUCCGAUGACAAGCCACGUUCCAAUCCUUUUGGGGGUCUUCCAGUUUCUGGAUCGCCAUCAGUCGGAAGCCCUUCAGUCUUUAAACCAGCAGGUAGCAUGACUGGUCUCGCCAAUCCUUCCCCGACCCCUUCCGAGGGAUCUGUUCUAAAGCCCGACGCCCUCAAGGCUCCCAACUUUGGUACCCCCAAGACCGAUGUCGUCAAGGCUCCCAACUUCGGUACCCCCAAGACCGAUGUCGUCAAGGCUCCCAACUUCGGUACUCCUAUGUUUGGUGCUCCUAACUUUGGUGCUCCCAAGACCGACGUGGUUAAGCCUCCUAUGUUUGGUGCUCCCAACUUUGGUGCUCCCAAGACCGACGCCAUCAAGCCUCCUAUCUUUGGUGCCCCUGUCAACUUCCUCGACGCAUUCAAAAACAAAGCAGAAAAGGACCAGGCCAAUUCUGAGCAAAAAUUAAUGGAGAAGGCCAAGGAGGCCGAGUAUGAAUCAGAUGAAGAGGCCGAGACCGAAUGGGAAGCAAAGUAUUGGAAGCGGCGCGAGUUGGAAAAGAAGAAGUUGGCGGAAGACGGCAAGAAAGCUACCGUGCCUAAAUUUGGAAUUGCGAAGAAACCAGAGUCGCAAAACUUGUUUGGACCAGCAGUCUCCACAAAAAGCCCAGCAACAAGCGUGCUCAGCUCUGCCAAUGCUUCUCGUUCUUCUACACCUGCUCGUUCCAUCUUUGACGGUGUAUCUUCGAAGCCAGUUGGGAAGAACAUCUUUGCCCAUCUUUCUGAUUCUGGUGGCAGUCCAAAAGUCAACAAAGACGACGAAGAAAGCGAUGAUGACCAAACCGAGGGCGAGAGUGAUUCCGAAAACAAGGAUCCGUCUUACAAAUACAAACCAGACGAAGAAAACAAGAGUGGUCCUGGCACACCAGUCACACCAGUAGAGAAUACUGGCGCUGGCAUUGCUUCUACGAAGAAGCUAGCAGCUUCUGGGGGUCUUUUUGGAACACCAUCUCAAGCACCACAAACUCCAGGUUCAGGCACUAGUACACCCGUCCGAAGCUUAUUUGACCGAAUUGCCAAGGAUAAGGAUGGUAAUCCCAUUAGAGUCCUUCCCACCUCAUCUUCCGACGAGAAGGAAAAUACCCAGCCUCCCAAGAACAAAAACCUAUUUGCAUCUCUCAAAAAACCCACUGGUUCAUCUGGUGAUCAGCUAUGGAAGUCAGAUACUCCAAUCAAGUUUGGAGCAGCCACACCUAACAGUGAUGGCAGCGGGCUUCCUGCAGUUGUCGUGCAAGCAUCUACGCCAACAACUAAUACCGUGAAUGCCUUCGGCAACCUAUUUGGAAAUGCCAAAGAUGGCAAGCCAGCGCCUUUUGGUGGAUUCGGAACGAGCCCGGCUAGUUCAAGUGGCGCGAAGCCUGCAGGUGUUGGUUUUGGUUUUGGUGUUGGUGCAACAAGCGCGACCUCCUCGUUGUUUCCUUCUGUUGCAGGCUCAACAAACACUUCUCGAGCUACUACCCCCGGAGUUACAACUGAGGGUGACGAAGCGGAUCCAGAUGGAGUUCACCACGAACAGAUUGACUUGACUGCCGGUGGUCCCGGCGAGGAAGACGAGGAUGUUAUCCACGAAGUUCGCGCUAAGAUACAGAAGUGGAAUGGAGCUUCUUGGGAUAAACAGGGUCUUGGUCCAUUACGAGUUCUCAGACACAAGCUCACGAAGGCGACGAGAAUUCUUGUUCGUGCCGACCCAAGCGGAACCAUUGUUAUGAAUAAAGCUUUGCUUUCUGGGGAAUACAAGUCAGAGGGCAAGACGAUGAAGAUCACGACAGUGGGCGAUGAUUCAAAACCAUUGGAGACUUGGCUCGUACAGGUCAAAACUUCUGAGUUUGCGAAGACCUUGGCAGAGAUUCUUCAAGCAAACAAGCCUGAAGCAAAAUAA